Messenger RNA from Pestalotiopsis fici W106-1, 630 nucleotides. RefSeq lists its product as uncharacterized. Bases 1 to 630 code for a protein of 209 amino acids. The record is from RefSeq and is a predicted model, not a curated record. The transcript has 6 exons. Lineage: Eukaryota; Fungi; Ascomycota; Sordariomycetes; Amphisphaeriales; Sporocadaceae.
AUGCCACCGAGCCUGUCGGUUCGAAUCAGGCAGGAAAGCGACAUUACUGUACCGGAAGUCAAGUCCCAGCCUCCCGGCGGCGUCGUUGCCGAUGUUCUCAUAUCGCUGAUUGCCGUCACGGUAUUGGUGUUCUUUAUAACAAAAAGAGCUCUCGCGAUAAAAAACUGGAAAAAGGUUCCAUUCUUGGUAUGGGGUACGUAUAAUGCCUCGAACAAGAGGAACCAUAAUGUCGACCGAUGGAUUUUCUUUGCUAACGGGGAACAUUUCAAAUACACAGUUGUGCUGGGCAUCUUUGUCGACUCGUGGCUCUUUGUGUUCAUCACGGGAAUCCUCAAGUAUGGCGUAGACCUCAACUCGAGCUAUGCGGUUUGCUCCGCAGCCCUCUUUCUGUGCUUGACAUUCUACAUGACGGCCAAAAUUUACGUUGUUCGAAACGACACAAAACCGAGGUUAAAAUCAAAGUUGUACAUAUUCAACACAUUCGUGGUGAUCAUCUUGUAUCUCGUGGUGGCAAUUGUCAAUCUUAUCUAUCGCAUCACUCGUAUCGAUGACGGGGUCUGCAUAAUAGGAAUGCAAAGAGGAGCAAUGGUUGCUCUCCUUGGUUUUGACACCUUUGUCAAUAUGGACUGA